AUGGGUUAUGUACUUGCAAUACUGGUAUUUGCAUUGAAGUUUGAAUUUGCAUGUGAAGUGGAUUCGUAUCGUUUGGAUACUUCUCCUGGUUUGACAAAAUAUUAUGUCCCUUUGUGUGAAGAUUCAGUUAAACCGUCUGUUGGGAAGGUUUUUCCUGAUUUGGAUACUGGGGUUGCAUUUUAUACUAAAUAUGCAUCGAUUGUUAGGUUUGAUGUUCGACUAAGUCACUUGUCAAAAUGUGCUGAUGGGACCAUUGUUUGGAGGUAUGUUCUUUGUAAUCGAGAGGGCCAUAAGCAUGCUGUUUGUAGGGAUAAAUCGUCAGUAGCAGAAUUGGAUGGUGAUGUGGAGUCUUCGGUUAAAAAGAGGAGGAGAUUUUCAAAUAGGGUUGGGUGUGGGGCUUGUGCUAUUUUUAGAUAUGGAGGUGAUGGCACUUAUGUUAUUCACAGGUUUGAAGAGCGUCAUAACCAUUCAUUGACAUCAGUAAUGUCAAGACAGUUUCGGAAGAUGAAUAGAAAGGUUGGACCUGGUCAUAUGAGGUUCGUUGCUGAUUGUGGAAUAGUGAACAUUGGGCCAGUGCAGAGUUUUCGGUUGUUUGGUGAGAUGUUUGGUGGGUUGGCAAAUGUUGGUGCAACAAGUUUGGAAUUUCAGAAUAUUAAAAGGGAUGUGGACGCAUUUUCUGCUGGGGUUGAUGCUCAGAUGAUUACAAACAGGUAUGAUAUGGUGUUUACACCAUUUACUGGUGUUAAUAACCAUAAAAAGUCUAUUACUUUUGGGGCUGGGUUGUUGAAAAAAGAGGAUAUUGAGUCAUAUGUGUGGUUGUUUGAGAAAUUUAAGGAAGCGAUGGGUAGUGAGCCAGUAUUGGUUGUUACUGAUCAAGAUCCAGCAAUGAGGGUUGCAUUUCCACGUGUGUUCAAGGAAGCUAAGCAUAGGUUUUUCAUGUGGCACAUUAUGUCUAAGGUAGGAGAUAAGGUUGGCCCUUCAUUGAGUAAAAAUGAGACUUUUAGAUCAAAGUUGAAUUCUGUUGUAUGGAGUCAUUAUUUGGAACCAGCUGAAUUUGAUUAA
Molecule: messenger RNA, 1062 nt
Organism: Ipomoea nil (Japanese morning glory)
Lineage: Eukaryota; Viridiplantae; Streptophyta; Magnoliopsida; Solanales; Convolvulaceae
Product: protein FAR1-RELATED SEQUENCE 5-like
Exons: 5
Coding region: 1-1062 (353 amino acids)
Biological process (GO): regulation of DNA-templated transcription
Source: RefSeq, a predicted model, not a curated record